GAGCAACAGCUCAGCCAAUCGCGAGCCUCCACGACGGGAAAGAAGUGACGGCUUAUAUAUGGAGAGACCACAUUUCGUCCAGCAUUAUUCUAGACAAGUAAAGAUUGGAAGGAGAUACAGUUUGCUCUAAGCGACUCUUACCGGUAGAGGAAACGCAAAGGCCGUUAAAUCAUUGGUUGUACUUCUGUUAAGAUCUGCUUGUAGAUUUAAGUACAAACAAGCAAAGAUGAAGCUGUUGUGGGUUGUGAUGCUGGUGGUCGGCACAGUGUUUGCCGCCGACAAUGAUGAUGAUAAGAAGGACAACGUGGGGACUGUGGUUGGGAUUGAUCUGGGGACCACAUACUCAUGUGUUGGAGUGUUCAAGAAUGGACGUGUGGAGAUUAUUGCCAAUGACCAGGGAAACCGAAUUACCCCCUCCUACGUGGCCUUCACCAGUGAAGGUGAGCGUCUGAUCGGUGAUGCUGCCAAGAAUCAGCUGACCUCUAACCCUGAGAACACCAUCUUUGAUGCCAAGAGGCUCAUUGGUCGCACAUGGGGUGACUCGUCUGUGCAGCAGGACAUCAAGUACUUCCCCUUCAAGGUUACUGAGAAGAAGAGCAAGCCCCAUAUCCAGGUUGACAUUGGUGGUGGUCAGAUGAAGACCUUUGCUCCCGAGGAGGUCUCUGCUAUGGUGCUGACUAAGAUGAAGGAGACUGCUGAGGCUUACCUGGGCAAGAAGGUACAAAAAGUCAGAGAUUGGUAA
This is a messenger RNA of Pundamilia nyererei, 742 nucleotides long. RefSeq names its product heat shock protein 5 (gene hspa5). The record is from RefSeq and is a predicted model, not a curated record. Gene Ontology annotation, molecular function: ATP binding; ATP-dependent protein folding chaperone. The coding region runs from base 227 to 742 and encodes 171 amino acids. Lineage: Eukaryota; Metazoa; Chordata; Actinopteri; Cichliformes; Cichlidae. The transcript has 5 exons.